ACUUGACAUUUAGCUCGUAUAGCGUUGUCCCGCGGGAGCACACUUCGCCGAGAAGCCGUAACGCCAACGCCAACGCCAUUUUGACAUACCGCAUUUGCUUACCCAAAAGAAAUCCAGCGAGUUUUUGCGUCAAAAUUCUUUCCUUUCUAAGGUUCCGCAAACAUUCGCCUCGCCUCGCCCUUGACGAAUCUCUCCUCUCUCUGCAACUUCUCUCUAUUGAAUUUCCACGGCGUAAUCAUUUUGUCUUUCCUAUGGCGAAUCUCUCCUCUGUCUGCAACUCUAUUGUGUCUUUCCUAUGGCCUCAUCAAUAAGAUGAAGUUCGUUCAUUUUUUUUAAGAAAAUGGCCUGGUUCCGAGCUCUCUGUAUUUUUGUUUUGCCUUUGUUGUUUGUUUUUUCUAAGUUUAAAUUGGUCGAUUCAGAGGCAGAAGCUAGCUAUGAUACAGGAAAGAAUGCCGAUUUGAGGGGCCUUCCUGUUGCCUUGGAGAGGGAAAUUUCAGAGUUGAAAUUUCCUAAUAUAAAUGAUACAAUAAAGAAGGUCGUCCCUAGUCCAGACCAGGGUGAAGGUUCAGAAGAACGCAAAACUAGUAUCAGUAGAUCUUUAUUGUCUACUUCUUCACCUAUUGAUGACUCAAUAGUUGUUGCAUCCGUGGAUGGAACUGUAUCUUUAGUGGAUAAGAAAUCUGGACAAAUUCAAUGGUCAUUCUCAUCUGGUCCUCCUCUUUCGUCGUCUUCAUAUCAGGCUCCUCAAUGUCCCGAUAAUGAUUACAAUGACAUGCCAGGGCUUGGUGAUGGAGAAUCUGACCUUGACCCCUUUAGAUAUGUUGGAUAUGAUUCCACUCUAUACAUGCACAACAAUCCGUUUGGCGAAAUGAAACUCCCCAUGUCAGCAGCAGAGUUUUUCACCAUCACUUCUCAUAUAUCUGAAGAUGGUGGGGUUACACCUGGGUCCAUGAAAACCACUGUUUUUGUUGUUGAUCUGAAGACUGGAAAUAUAACUAAUACAUAUGGAUCAGAUGUCAAAUCUGAUUUAGAGGUUUCAAGCAAUUUUCAUGCAGGGCUGGCUAUUGCAGAGAAAGGCUUGGAUGAUCAAAUAAAUUAUUAUAUUAUUUUCAGUAGGAUCGACUAUUCUCUUUGGCACUUUGCCCCAAAGUCAGAUUCAAAGAAAGCUCUAUGGAAUUUGACAUUUGCUGAUAUAAGUGCCUAUAUCUGUCCGAAUUAUGGAAAUGAUUUUUCUUGUCAAAGAAGGCUUGUAGUCCAUAGUGUUAGUGAUCGUAAUAUUCUCCCAGAUGCCAGUCACAAAGGUGACUCUCUUGGUCUUCCUUCAAAUCAAUUGAUCAGAAUUCCCAAUCAAACACCCAAAUAUGAGAUGCUACCAUGCUUGUCACGAAGAGAUCAGAAUAAAAUGCUACUUGAUAGGCCACAAAGUUCUUGUGAAGUUGAGAAUACAUGUCUUGUGGGAAUCGGUGACAAUAUUAGACAAAAUGUGACCAACGUCAAUGAUAUUAUUAGACAAAAUGUGACCAACGUCAAUGGUAUUAUUAGACAAAAUGUGAUCAAUGUCACUUUGAAAGUUGUGAGUUAUUCUUACAUGGUGGGUGGCUUAAUUCUUAUUCCAUUGAUUGCGAGUUUUUUCAUGUGGUUGAAACAAGCAAUCUUGAACAAAGAAUCAAAUACUUUGAAAGGCAAUCAAUCUAGCAUAAACAAAAAAAGAAAAGGUAGAAGGGCGGGCAACAACAAAAAUGUUUUAAUAGUUAAUGCACAUGGCAAUAAAGUGCCAUCUGAUAAGGAGGAAGAAGUAAGGUUGUCAAAAGAUUUGCAAAAUAGUGACUAUGAACCAAUUUGUAGUUUUCAGAAAGCGGGUGAAGAUUGUGAUGGGCGUUGGAUUGGGAAAUUAUUUGUAUCAAGGAUAGAAAUUGCCAAAGGAAGUAAUGGUACAAUUGUUUUGGAGGGAUCUUAUGAGGGCCGUCCGGUUGCUGUAAAGCGUCUUGUGCAAGCACAUCAUGAUACUGCUUUUAAAGAGAUUCAGAACCUUAUUGCAUCUGAUCAACACCCCAAUAUUGUGAGAUGGUUCAGUGUGGAGCAUGACUCAGAUUUCAUUUAUCUCUCGCUAGAACGUUGCUUUUGCAACCUUAAUGAUCUAAUCCAAUUGUACUCCGGUUUCACUUCGAAUCCUGUGGGUGGGACUGAUUCCAUAUUAAGAUUUCCUAAUGGGAACCAGCAACAUAUCGAGAAACAGAAAUUUGAACUUUGGACAGCAAAUGGAACUCCCUCAAUCAUGUUGUUAAAACUAAUGAGGGAUAUAGUAUCUGGGACAGUACAUUUACAUGACCUUGGGAUCAUCCAUCGUGAUUUGAAGCCUCAUAAUGUUUUGAUAUGCAAUGGAAAAUUUCUCUGUGCAAAGCUUUCUGAUAUGGGAUUAAGCAAACGUAUAUCUGAUGAUAUGUCUUCUUUGGGUCUGCAUGCUACUGGUUGUGGUAGUUCUGGGUGGCAAGCUCCAGAACAACUGCUCCAUGGACGCCAAACACGCGCGAUGGAUAUUUUUAGUUUAGGCUGUGUGCUUUUCUUUUGCAUGACCGGUGGUAGACAUCCAUUUGGUGAGCCACUAGAGCGCGAUUUCAAUAUUACCAAGAACCAGUAUGAUCUUUUUGUUGUUGAACAUAUUCCAGAAGCUAUAGACCUCUUCGCCCGCAUGUUACACCCUGAUCCAGAAAUGAGGCCAAAGGCAGGAGAGGUAUUGCAUCAUCCACUGUUAUGGACAGAUGAGAUGCGCCUUUCGUUCCUUCGAGACACUAGUGAUAGAAUAGAAGUAGAGGACCGGGAGGAACAGUCUGAUCUUCUAGUUGCAGUGGAAGGGAAUUUAGCUGUUGCUCUGGGUGAAAAUUGGGAUGCAAAGAUGGAUCCUGCAUUCCUCUCAAAUAUUGGUCAUUAUAGACGGUACAAAUUUGACAGCAUUCGUGAUCUUCUUCGAGUCAUUCGCAACAAAUCAAAUCAUUACAGAGAGCUUCCAAAAGAUAUUCAGGAACUUCUUGGACCAAUCCCUAAUGGAUUCUACAACUACUUUGCUAGUCGAUUUCCGAAGCUCCUUAUUGAAGUAUACAAAGUUGUCUAUGCAUAUUGUCGAGAAGAGGAUUGCUUUAAGAAAUAUUUUGGUGGAACUUUAGUUUCCUAGCAGUCAAAGGGACACUAAGAAAGAGGCUGGGGCCAAAAUCCCGGAUGACUUGCCGAGAAACACGAGCUGGACUCGCCUCAGCAUCCAGAUUUGUGUUGGGAACAGAUGGUUGUGAUGCAUGAUGUUCCUCAUCCUUAAACAGACAAGCACCUUAAUAUCAAGAAGAUCGGAUUUCGGAUCCAUUAAUGAGCAUGGCUCAAGGCUGAGCAUGUCCUUGACAAGGAAAACGAACAGUUGGCGUGACUUGCUUGUGUGGAUUUCUUUGUGCCUAACCAUUAGGACAUGAGCUAAUUUCUCUUGUAGAAAUCCUUGUUUGUAAUUUAUUUUGUUUUUUUGUGUAAAAUAAUUUAGAAUGUUGUCCUAAAUAUAACUGCUAAUGAAUGUGUAUUCAAUAAUUUGAUGA
Messenger RNA from Amborella trichopoda, 3572 nucleotides. It is a transcript of the gene IRE1A, whose product is annotated as Endoribonuclease/protein kinase IRE1-like protein. Lineage: Eukaryota; Viridiplantae; Streptophyta; Magnoliopsida; Amborellales; Amborellaceae. Gene Ontology annotation, biological process: protein phosphorylation; intrinsic apoptotic signaling pathway in response to endoplasmic reticulum stress; IRE1-mediated unfolded protein response. Gene Ontology annotation, molecular function: RNA endonuclease activity; protein serine/threonine kinase activity; ATP binding. Gene Ontology annotation, cellular component: IRE1-TRAF2-ASK1 complex. The record is from RefSeq and is a predicted model, not a curated record.